CCCAGCUCAUGCUUCUGACCUUCCCCUCUGAGGCGCGUUUCGUAAGAAGGGAGCCCGGGACUCCGUGGGGUUGGGCGGCGGGGAGAGGAGGGGGAAGACGCGGCGGCGCGUUCUUUCCGCGGGGCCAUGUCGGGGCCUGCAGCUGCCGCCGCCGGCAUAGUUGUUAGGAUUUUGGACAAACGUAUUCCUUCUGCUCUGCGUGCAAGUGGAGGACCAUGUCGGUUCGUGAACAGGAGGAUGUGCAGCAAAACCCAAGCAGAGAAUGUGCAGAAGCCAAAACCCCCGGCUUCAGCAAGUUUCAAAGUUCCAGGACACAAGCCCACUGACUGGGACAAGAAGUUGUUGCUAUGGACGGGCCGUUUCAAGAAAGCAGAAGAUAUACCUGAAACAGUGUCGUUUGAGAUGGUUGAUGCAGCGAGGAACAAGAUGCGUGUGAAGAUCAGCUACUUAAUGAUUGCCUUGACAAUCAUGGGCUGCAUAACGAUGGUCAUUCUGGGGAAGCGGGCUGUUGGGAGGCAUGAAUCUCUGACAAGCCAGAACCUGGAGAAAAAAGCUCGCUGGAGAGAGGAGGCCGCUCAGAGUGUCUCUGCCAAACCGUAGUCAAGUGGAAGGGCAAUACUUCAGAAGGCACGAGAUGUAUUGUUACCUUUUAAUUAUAGAGGAGGAGGAGGGGCUUGAGGGGGAUGCAUAUUAAUUAGUUAAGGGUUGCUUUCGAGCUUAAAUAAAAUUAUUUUGUGGUAAUCCUAUGAAGAUUUCAUAUUUUGCUAGUAUCCAAUAACUAUUCAGUUUCAAAGAAAGCUAAAUACACUAUCCAAUUCCGUUCAGUUCCCUGUUACUGUAUGUAUGAAAAUAUUCAUUGCACAUUCUGUAUUGGUCGAUAGGCUUGUUGAAGCAAGGUAUUGAAUUCACCUUGAGUGAAUACAUAGGGUUUUUUAAAAUAUAUAUAGCACAAGUAUCUUAAUGGUGUGUGAUCUAACACUUUGAAACAGCAGUAAUAGAAUGUAGAUGCUACCGCUUGCUCUCAUAUCAUCUACCAGCUGUGAAUGUUUUUGGAUGCUAAUAUCUAAUUCUGGUUUUCUGUUCUGUUGAUAUCAUCCUAAAACUUUUGUUGCUAAACUUCAUAA
This is a messenger RNA of Zootoca vivipara (common lizard), 1124 nucleotides long. It is a transcript of the gene FAM162A, whose product is annotated as family with sequence similarity 162 member A. Gene Ontology annotation, biological process: neuron apoptotic process; positive regulation of release of cytochrome c from mitochondria; cellular response to hypoxia. Lineage: Eukaryota; Metazoa; Chordata; Lepidosauria; Squamata; Lacertidae. Gene Ontology annotation, cellular component: mitochondrion. The record is from RefSeq and is a predicted model, not a curated record.